CUCUCACUCAUCAACUCAUCGAACUGACUUAUAACCAUUUAUUUCCCCUCAAUUUAUCAUCAAAUCCUCUCUUAUUCUUCCUAUCACAGUCAAAACUCACCAGACUUUUCACAGGGGCUUAUGAAAAUGUCAAUCUGAAAGUACCAUCAAACCCGUCUCAUCCAAUAUCCUACCCAGAUCAUCACAAUGCUGCCACUACGCAGCAUCCCAGGAACUUUGUUCCGCAUCAGACCAUCAAUACACCAAACCUCCCGCCAAACCCGCUUCUUCUCCGCCCUCGCCGCCUCACCAACCUCAAAGACCCAAGUCUAUACUUCAAACUCCCGCGACCCUUACGUGAACCUCUCCAUCGAACACCACCUCCUCCAAACGACCCCAUCUGACUCGACCGUCCUCUUUCUGUACACAAACCGCCCCAGCAUCGUCAUCGGCCGCAACCAGAACCCGUGGCUCGAGGUCAACCUUCCCCUCCUCAGGUCUCUUACCCCGUCUGAUGCCAUCGACCUCGUCCGCCGCCGCAGCGGAGGCGGAACGGUCUUCCACGAUGAGGGCAAUGUAAACUACUCCGUCAUCUGCCCGCCCGCAAACUUUGACCGCGACACCCAUGCAGAGAUGGUCGUCCGCGCCCUCCGCUCCCUCGGCGUCAAGGGCGCCGCCGUCAACUGCCGCCAUGACAUUGUCAUGACUCUCCCCCCUCCGCCUUCCUCUUCAGGAACCUCCGACAAAGCACCGGAUACCACCGCUUCCGUAGAAGCGGCAUCAUGCAGCAAGCCAAAGGUGAACGCGGAAAACACGUUCAAGAUCUCCGGCUCGGCGUACAAGCUCACCCGUCUCCGCUCCCUGCACCACGGAACGUGUCUCCUCUCGUCCCCGAACCUGCCGCGCAUCGGCAGCUUCCUGCGGUCUCCCGCGGAACCCUUCAUCAAGGCCCGCGGCGUCGAGAGCGUGCGCUCGCGCAUCCGCAACGUGGGAAUCACCGACACAUCGACGUUCGAGGAUGCGGUGAUUGGCGAAUUUGGAAAGAUGUACGGUGACUUCACUGUCCGGGCAGAACUGGGCGAGAAGGAUGCGCUCGGAGAGGAUAAGGUUAAGAAGGGACUCACGGAAUUACGGUCUCGGGAAUGGACGUAUGGCCAGACCCCUCUAUUCACCUUCUCUACACACCCCUCUGAAGAAGACACGCGGGAACGUCCUCAGCUCCCGGGCAACUUCAACCUCACAUUUGAAGCCCGCCACGGCCUCGUCCAAAGCUUCUCCCUAUCCGGGCCUUCCUCUAGUCAAGGGUCGGCCAAGCUCUCGAAGUCCAUGAUCAACACCCAGAUCUGGGAGGUCGCAGACUGGGAAGAGCGUCUCCGCGCGGAGGGUGUAGACCACAGCGAAGCGUCGACCGUGGGAGAUUGGCUAAACUCUGUGCUGGCAAAUGGAAAGUAAAUCAAUCUCAAGUGCGGAUUGAUUUCUAUUCCCAAAAAAAACUUAUUCCUGUACAAUAAAGAAGUUGUGAAGCUGGGCAGGGCAGUGUACCAUGCUACAUCCAAAACGACGAGCCUACUGCAGCAUAUCGUGCCUAGCAAGCCGUAAUUAUCAGCAUCUCUCAUCACUUUUGUUCAUCUCUAGAUCAUUGUAAAUGUCUUUUUCUAACAAUCUCC
Colletotrichum scovillei is the source of this 1646-nucleotide messenger RNA. RefSeq names its product lipoyltransferase. Gene Ontology annotation, biological process: protein lipoylation. The record is from RefSeq and is a predicted model, not a curated record. Gene Ontology annotation, molecular function: lipoyltransferase activity. The transcript is spliced from 3 exons. Gene Ontology annotation, cellular component: cytoplasm; mitochondrion. NCBI's taxonomy places the organism in Eukaryota, Fungi, Ascomycota, Sordariomycetes, Glomerellales, Glomerellaceae. The coding region runs from base 187 to 1431 and encodes 414 amino acids.